GCGGGGCUGGGCAUGGCGGCGCUGCUGGGCUGGGCCGCGGGCCUGGGCAUGGGGCUGGUGGCGGGCGGGCGGCGGCUCCUCAGGGCCGGCGGCGCGGCGGAGCAGUGCCUGUGGCGGGGGAUCAGCUCGGCGCAGCGCCCGAAGCGGCCCCUCACCGCCUAUUUCCGCUUCAUGAAGGAGAACCGGCCGGCUUUCAAGGAGAAGAACCCAGAAGUGAACAGCGUGGACCUGCUUAAAAUAAUAGCAGGUGCUUGGAAGGAGUUACCAGCAUCACAGAAGCAGGUUUACAAGGAAGCAGGAAAGACAGACUGGCAAAGAUAUGAAGAGCAGCUGACCAAAUACAAAGCCCAGCUAACUCCAGCCCAGGUUGCAGCUUUGAAAGAGGAGAGGAGAAAACAGCUGGCAAGGAGAAGAUCACUCCGGGCAAAAAGAGAAUUGGCUAUGCUUGGAAAACCUAAAAGACCUCGUACUGCCCUUAACAUUUUCGUGUCAGAAAAAUUUCAAGAAAGUGAGGGAGUUUCACCUACGGCAAGGCUGAAGAAGGUGUUUGAUGCCUGGCAAAAACUGUCCGCUUCUCAGAGGCAGCCAUACCUGCAGCUUUCUGAAGAUGAUAAGGUUCGGUAUGAGAAUGAAAUGAAGUUGUGGGAAGCAAAAAUGCUUGAACUGGGACGUGAGGACCUGGUGCGUUCCAAAAAGAAAAGGCUAAGAAAGAAGCCUGCUGAAACUGCAAAGGCAGCUGAGACAGCCAGAACUUCCUUGGGUAAAAAGGCAAAAUUAAAGUUGAAAAAAGCAGAAGAGUAAAAUGGCUGAGUAUUUUGUAUUGAAUCCCUUUUGGUUGUCACGUCUCUAUCCUGCCAUGUUAAUGCUGCAGUCAGUAUUAGCACUGAAAUUUGAAAGCCCUAAAAACCCACAGGAAGGGUCCCUUGGAAAGGUGAUCAGGUAAGAGAGGAGUCAUUGUCUCUCAGAACUGACUGAAGGAAUCACUGAAAACUCAGAACUGACUGAAAUAUAAUGCAGGUAUAGGCUGAACUGUAGAACAGCAAUCAAGCUAUGAAUACUGAUACUCACAUCAGCACAGCUCUCCAGUAACGGUAGAUUAACAGCCAGCUUUUAUAAGAUACUUUUUUUAUAAAAGAAAGAAUAUUCUACGACGUUACCAUCCAAGUUCUGUAAAUAAAAGCUGAAAUCUGAGUUAGUGAUGUUGUGUUUUGUUACCUCCCGUGGUAUCGGUAGUGAAGACAAAUGUUCUGCAUUUCAAUAACAGGCACAAGAAAUAGACUAACUUCCAUUUCAUGCAGCUGUCUUUUUGUACCUGUUAACCUGUGUAUGUCACUGAUGUUACAUUUAAGUAAAGACCAUGUGAGUUUUGUAUGAA
Myiozetetes cayanensis is the source of this 1375-nucleotide messenger RNA. RefSeq names its product transcription factor A, mitochondrial (gene TFAM). The record is from RefSeq and is a predicted model, not a curated record. Bases 13 to 801 code for a protein of 262 amino acids. NCBI's taxonomy places the organism in Eukaryota, Metazoa, Chordata, Aves, Passeriformes, Tyrannidae. The transcript has 7 exons.